Messenger RNA from Cooperia oncophora, 309 nucleotides. The record is from the annotation of a GenBank genome assembly. Lineage: Eukaryota; Metazoa; Nematoda; Chromadorea; Rhabditida; Trichostrongylidae.
AUGAUGAGAAAUCUACAACCAUCGACCACGUAUUAUUAUCAGAUUAGCGGGCGACAGUUCUCGUUCAAGACGAUGGCAGAAAAUCCUCAGACCUACAAGGCGUGUAUAUUUGGUGAUCUCGGCUAUUUCCACGGAAACUCCACUGAAAGCCUAAUACGGAAUGGUGAUAUUGCCUACGACUUACACGCGCAGAACGGCCAAACUGGUGAUGACUACAUGAAUCAGCUUGAGCCACUGAUAUCCAAGGUGCCUUAUAUGGUAGUGGCUGGAAAUCAUGAAGACGAUGGCAAAAACUUCACGGACUAUCAA